CUUCAGCCUACCCCAGCUUCGCCCCCUAGGGGUGCCCUCUCCCCUUCGGAGCCAUGGUGAUGGCUAUGGCCAUGGCCGUUGCCGUGGGGCUGUUGGCUCUCUGCGCCGCGGUGGAUCGCUCCAAGUUCCGGACCUGCGAGCAGACCGGCUUCUGCCGUCGCUACAGGGCCUACGUCCAGGAGGUGCUGCAGCGCCCUGUGCAGGGGCACUUUGUGGACGUGAGCACGCUAGCUCACGAGGGCCACGAAGUCUCCGUGCUGCUGCGGCAGCCGGGGCGACACGACCCGCUGCGCUUGGAGCUGAGGUUCUUUCAGACGGCCGGCGGCUGCGGCGUGGUGCGCGUUACCAUCUCGGCGGUGUUGGGCGCGCGGUUCCGCGUGCGCGAGGGCGACGUGGCCAUGGCGCCAGGGGGCGGCCUCUGGCCGGAUACGGUUGAGGUGCAGCAGCACGAGGGCUCCACGGAGCUCAGCUCCGGGCCCUGCUCCGCGCUGCUGCGGCACUCGCCGCUGGCGCUGGAGCUGCGACGCGGGCGCUGGCUGCAGCGGCUCAACGCCCGGCGCCUGCUGAGCCUCGAGCGGCCCCGCACCAAGGGAGCGGAGGGCUCAGCCGAGGGCGGCGCCCAGGCCGAGAAAGCCGCGCGGCCGCUGGAUGCCACGGACAUGGACACGGAGCUCUGGGAGGAGGCCUUCGACGGCUUCGUGGACUCCAAGCCGAGGGGCCCCACGGCGGUGGCCUUCGACGCCAGCUUCGCCGCCGCCACGCUGAGCGGCCUGGCGGAGCACAGCGCGCGGCUGCGCCUGGAGGAGGCGGCCGGGGGCUUCGGCUCGGAGCCCUUCCGGCUGUACAACCUGGAUGUCUUCGAGCACGACGUGGACGUGCCCAUGGCGCUCUACGGGAGCAUCCCCUUCGUCACCGCGGUGCACGCGGACGACUCCGCCGGCGCCUCCGCCGUGGCCUCGGGGCUGCUGGUGGUGAACCCCUCGGAGGGCUUCGUGCGGGUGGAGCGAAAGAACGCGGCGGAUGCCGAGACCUGGUGGGCCUUCGAGGCGGGGGUUUUGGACCUCUUCGCCUUCCUGGGCCCGAGCCCGGAGGAGGUGCUGCGGCAGUACCACGCCGUCACGGGCUGGCCGCGGCUGCCGCUGCUGGCGGUGCUGGGGAAGCAUCAGUCGCGCUGGAACUACGUCACCCCACAAGACGUGCUGGAGGUGAGCGCUGGAUUCGACCAGCACACCAUCCCACUGGACUUCAUUUGGCUCGACCUGGAGCACACGCACGGCAAGCGCUACUUCACCUGGGAUCCCAAGCACUUCCCCGCGGAGGCGGUGAAGCAGAUGCUGGAGACCUUGAACCGGAGCCACCGGAAGCUGGUGACCAUCGUUGACCCACAUCUGUUGGCGGAGGAGAACUUCUCGGUGGCCGCCGUCUUCCGGCAGCGGCGGCUGCUGGUGGCGAAGCCGUCGCCCGACGCGGCGGACGCGGACGACGCGGAGGCCUUCGUGGGGUUCUGCUGGCCGGGGCCCUCGCUGUAUCCGGACUUCUGCGAUCCCCAGGCCCGGGAGGCCUGGGCGGAGCUCUUCGACUUCCAGGCGUACCCGGGGUACAAGGCGGAGCUUUUCACCUGGAACGACAUGAACGAGCCCAGCGUCUUUGACGGCCCGGAGGUCACUUUGCCCAAGGACACAAAGCACCGCUGCGGCCAGGACGAGCCGGUGGAACACCGGGAGGUGCACAACCUCUACGGCUUCUACGUUCAGGAGGCGAGCGUCUUGGGUCAGCUGCGGAGGGAUCCGCAGACCCGGCCCUUCGUGCUGACGCGGAGCUUCUUCGCGGGGUCCCACCGCCAUGGCGCCGCGUGGACCGGGGACAACAUGGCCAACUGGAGGCACUUGGAGCGCUCCGUGGCGAUGCUGCUCUCCCUGGCGCUCUGCGGCAUGUCGCUGGCCGGCGCCGACGUGGCCGGCUUCAUGGGCGACCCCGACGUGGAGCUCUUCGUGCGGUGGCACCAGCUGGGGAUCUGGUACCCCUUCUACCGCGCCCACGCGCACCUCACCAGCAAGCGCCGGGAGCCGUGGCUCUUCGAGCCGCAGGUCACGGAGCUGGUCCGCCAGGCCGUGGUCGCGCGCUACCGGCUGCUGCCCAUGUGGUACACCCUUGCCGCUGAGUGGGCACUCUUGGGCUCACCCAUGAUCCGGCCGAUCUGGUACAAGGACCUAGGCGACCAGCAGGCGUACGAGCAUGCCGACACCCACUUCUUCGUGGGGGAAGCGCUGCUGGUGCGCGCUCCAGCGGAACACGCCAAAGCGCUGACGGUGUAUUUGCCGGGCACCGGAUCGAAGUGGUUCGACUUCUGGCACCUUACGCGGGCGCCCAAAGUGGGGGGCGAGGCCUUUAAGGAGCCCCUGCAGAAGCAGCACCUCCCGGUUUUCGCCCGUGCAGGGCAUUGCUUGGCGCAGAGAUGGCGGCCUCGCCGCAGCACUGGCGCCAUGUGGCGGGACCCCCACACCAUCGUCUGCUACUUGGACGACAGCGCCGGCGGCUUCGCGCAGGGCCGGGUAUACUUGGACGACGGCCGCAGCCACGAGUACCAAGGAGGCGCCUUCGUCUUCGACGAGCUCCGCUUCGAGCACGGCUCCCUGCGCGGCGCGCCGCGCCGAGGGGGGCUGCCGGGGCUGCCGGGGCCGGCGGCGGCUCUGGCGGCGCCAGCGCUGCCCGACUCCGCGCUGCGCGUGGAGCGGCUGGUGCUGGUGGGCCUCGACGCGCGGAACCUCCGCGUGCGGAGCUCCGCGAAGGAGGCGCUGGAGUUCCAUGCGGAGCCCAUCGCCAACUCCACGCUGAGCGUCGUCACGGUGAAGGAGCCCGGCGUGCGGCUGGGCACGGAGUGGUCUGUGGACUUCCGGUGA
Messenger RNA from Effrenium voratum, 2900 nucleotides. NCBI's taxonomy places the organism in Eukaryota, Dinophyceae, Suessiales, Symbiodiniaceae. The record is from the annotation of a GenBank genome assembly.